UAUGUUCGGGAAGCCGCUCCGGAUCAGCGACACUGAGCGAGAACACAGAAGUUUUGCGGUAAACGGGCAGUGUGGGGAUAUUUACCCUUAAAACAGGAUUUCUAUUGGAGUAGAGGAGGCGUGUGUGCAGUAUGGAUGUUGGAGAGCUGCUGAAUUACCAGCCUGACCGAGGAGCAAAGCGACCCAAGGAAGAAGAUGGCGGCGAUGAACCUCGGGCCAAACAGAAAACAUCCAGCCGAGAAGCUCUGAGGUACACAGCAAUGGGGGAACCUGAGGAUGAAGAUUUGGAAGACAAAGAGAAGAUCCUGGAGAAGCUUAUGGACCAGGAUGAGGUUGACCCAGAGGGAGAGCUGGUGGACGAGGCCAUGGUGAAAAAAAUGAUCCUGACCUUUGAGAAAAGGUCAUACAAAAACCAAGAACUCAGGAUUAAAUUUCCAGACAACCCAGAAAAGUUUAUGGAGGCGGAGCUGGACCUGAAUGACAUCAUACAGGAGAUGCACGUGAUCGCCACCAUUCCGGAGCUGUACCACCUGCUAGUGGAGCUGAACGCCGUCCAUUCUCUGCUGGGGCUUCUGAGCCACGACAACACUGAUAUUGCUAUUGCAGUGGUGGAUCUGCUGCAGGAGCUCACAGACAUAGACACUCUACACGAGAGCGAGGAGGGAGCUGAAGUCCUCAUCGAUGCACUGCUGGAGGGCCAGGUGGUGGCUCUCUUGGUGCAGAACAUGGAGAGGCUGGAUGAGACGGUGAAAGAAGAGGCAGACGGAGUCCACAACACACUGGCCAUCGUGGAGAACAUGGCGGAGUUCAGGCCUGGACUGUGCACGGAAGCUGCCCAGCAGGGACUCAUGCAGUGGCUUCUCAAAAGGAUUAAGGCAAAGAUGCCUUUCGACGCUAACAAGCUGUACUGCAGUGAAAUCCUGGCCAUCCUCCUUCAGAACAACGACAGCACCAGAGAGCUCUUGGGAGAGUUGGACGGUAUCGAUGUUCUUCUGCAGCAGCUUUCAGUGUUUAAGAGGCACAACCCGUCCACGGCGGAGGAGCAGGAGAUGAUGGAGAACCUGUUCGACGCGCUCUGCUCCUGCCUCAUGCUGCCGGCCAAUCGCGACCGCUUCCUCAGGGGGGAGGGGCUUCAGCUGAUGAACCUCAUGCUCAGGGAGAAGAAGCUGUCUCGGACCAGCUCUCUGAAGGUUCUGGAUCACGGUAUGAUCGGGCCCGAGGGAUCAGAUAACUGCCACAAAUUUGUGGAUAUCCUCGGCCUGCGCACCAUUUUCCCUCUGUUUAUGAAGACGCCCAAGAAGAUGAGGAAAACCGGCAUAUCUGAUAAAGAGCAUGAAGAGCAUGUGUGCUCCAUCAUGGCCUCGAUGCUGAGGAACUUGAAGGGGCAGCAGAGAAGCCGUCUGCUCAGCAAGUUCACAGAGAACGACUGCGAGAAGGUGGACCGACUGAUGGAGCUGCAUUUUAAGUACCUGGAAGCCGUUCAGCUCGCUGACAGGAGGAUUGAAGGAGAGAAGCACGAAAUGGUGCGUCGAGGAGAAAUUCUGGACGACGCGAUGGAGGAUGAGUUUUAUCUGCGGCGUUUAGACGCUGGACUCUUCGUCCUGCAGCUCAUCUGCUACAUCAUGGUGGAGAUCAGCAGUGCUGGAAUUCCACAGCUGCAGCAGAGAGUGCAUCAGAUCCUGAACCUGAGGGGCGGGUCCGUGAAGGCUGUGCGCCACAUCAUGAGAGAAUAUGCAGAAAGCAUCGGCGACGGCAAGAACGAGGAGUACCGUCAGAGCGAGCAGAAGAGGAUCAUGGAACUUGUAGAGAACUUCUAAAUCUCCUGCUUGACCUCAAGCAAAGACUCUGUCUCUCUCCUUUUCUAACAGGCUUCCUUCAAGCAGCACCUGUAAAUAAAGUGUGUUUCGCUCAAGAAGGUGUUUUGUGGAGAUCAGCAGACUCAGUAAGUUUGAACGUUAGUUGCUCAUCCAGCUGAAGAUCAGUCUUUGUAAAAGCUUCCCAUCACUGUUCAACAAUAUGAGGGUCAUGCAGCUAAAUGUCACGUGUCAUUUUGUUUUUUUUCUUGACUUUAUUUUGAAAGACAAAGUUUUGUAUCGGCCAUUCGGGCUAGUUUUAAAAUGACCUUUGUAAUGAAAAAGCUGUGAGAACAAUUUAUGUAUGUAAUUAAAUUUGCUUUACCCAU
Molecule: messenger RNA, 2182 nt
Organism: Astyanax mexicanus (Mexican tetra)
Lineage: Eukaryota; Metazoa; Chordata; Actinopteri; Characiformes; Acestrorhamphidae
Gene: ctnnbl1
Product: catenin, beta like 1
Exons: 16
Coding region: 132-1817 (561 amino acids)
Cellular component (GO): spliceosomal complex
Source: RefSeq, a predicted model, not a curated record